AGACUUUUGAAGUAUAAUCAACGUAUCUACUAAAAGCAAAAGGAGUUCAAAAUGAGUGCAAAAGGCAAAGCUUGGAUUGUGGCAGCAAGUAUUGGAUCUGUUGAGGCUCUAAAAGAUCAAGGCUUCGCUCGUUGGAAUUAUCCUAUGAGGUCUGUGAAGAAGCACGCCGAGACCAAUCUCAGAGCAUUGGCUCAGGCCAAGAAGCUUUCUUCUUCAUCUUCUGUUAUGGCUUUGAAUAAAGUGAGAGACGAGAAAAUGAAAGCAGCUGAGGAGUCUCUGAGGAAAGUCAUGUACUUGAGCUGUUGGGCUCCCAACUGAAAAGUGAAAAGUUGAAGCCAGAGUGAACCAAAUCAUUUCAACCAUCUUCACCAAGAUAGUUUUCUCGACUACUUGUUGAUAUUUCAGCAUCAAAGCAGAGGAAAAGAGUUUCAGGCUGUAGUUGCCUGCAGCCACUGGUGAACCUGAGGUCCUAGAAAUGAGAAAUGUAUUCUCCUGUACAGAAUAGGACACUCAACUGAAAUCAUGUAAAUAUGAAUGCCUUGAAUGCAUACUUACUUGAAAGCAAAUUAUUGAUCAAAAGAUGGCAUCGAUUCCUUUCUUUGAAUAA
Mangifera indica (mango) is the source of this 607-nucleotide messenger RNA. RefSeq lists its product as uncharacterized. The coding region runs from base 52 to 318 and encodes 88 amino acids. The record is from RefSeq and is a predicted model, not a curated record. Lineage: Eukaryota; Viridiplantae; Streptophyta; Magnoliopsida; Sapindales; Anacardiaceae. The transcript has a single exon.